UUAAAAAAAUUGCGCCUAUCAAAACCGUAAUUUUAAUAAUUUUUCUUUGUUUAUAUUUUUUAAGACCUCAUGCGCAUAGGAUUCCGUACACACGCGUCGCUCACAAACGAAUUUCUAGGUUAGAUUUUCAAAAUCGCCAAAAUUCAACAAAUAAACCAGAACAAUGGCAUCGUCAGGUGACAAAUCAAAAAAUCAGAGCGGUGACCAAAAAGAGAAGAAACGUAAAGAGUCGAUUUUAGACCUCUCAAAAUACCUUGAAAAGACAAUUAGAGUUAAAUUUGCGGGCGGUAGAGAAGCUAGUGGUAUCCUUAAAGGCUACGACCCUCUUCUGAACCUCGUCUUAGAUAACACAAUUGAGUAUUUGAGAGAUCCUGAUGACCCUUAUAAACUAACAGAAGACACGCGGGCCUUGGGUUUGGUGGUUUGUAGGGGCACAAGUGUUGUGCUUAUAUGUCCUAUGGACGGCAUGGAGUCCAUACAGAACCCCUUUAUAUCCCAAGACUAAGUUUUGUACCAUAAGAAAUUUUGUUAAUUUGUAAGACGUUUUUCGAAUAAAACCGGCAAAAAGCAGAGAA
Molecule: messenger RNA, 575 nt
Organism: Tribolium madens (black flour beetle)
Lineage: Eukaryota; Metazoa; Arthropoda; Insecta; Coleoptera; Tenebrionidae
Gene: LSm7
Product: U6 snRNA-associated Sm-like protein LSm7
Exons: 2
Coding region: 164-505 (113 amino acids)
Biological process (GO): mRNA splicing, via spliceosome; nuclear-transcribed mRNA catabolic process
Cellular component (GO): U2-type prespliceosome; catalytic step 2 spliceosome; spliceosomal tri-snRNP complex
Molecular function (GO): RNA binding
Source: RefSeq, a predicted model, not a curated record